AUGCAGACGGGGCAGUUAUUGCGCGCUCCGAUCAAUGAAUGGAGGCCGCUCGCACAACGUUUUGCCAUGGAUGGUUCCCCACUGGCACAUGGUGGAACACCAGUUCUUGUGAACCACAAUGGCUUGGAGGAAGAGGAAGACCACGAUCUUCUGGAUGCAAGUUCAGAAGACGAAGAGUCGCCUCCCCAUCUUAUUUUCACCGAUGGAUCCUGCUCGGAUUCACAACUCUCACAAGAUGGUACAAAAAGCACUUUGUCUGCUUGUGAUAACUUCGAUCAGUGCAGAUCGCCAGAUUCGCAGAUAUGUGCGUCUACCAUAGCUGAAGGAAUCGAAGACUGUGGUGCUGAAGUCACUCCAAAGAAAGAGAGCGAUGGAAGUACAUGUUUAGGCAUUGAGGAGAAGGAUGUUGACAUUGCUGUAGAACCUAGUACAAGCUACUCACCUUAUCUGGAGAGAGACGAGGGAAGUCGCUUUCUGUCUGUCAGCUUUUUGAGAUUGUAUACGUCUUUCCUUUCUAUAAUUAGAGUGCAUUUACAGGUGGACAUGGAUGUUUCUUCCGGAGAUGAUUUAGAUGAACCCAAAAACACUAUAGCAACUUUGCAUGCUUCUACUGCCACUGCUCAAUUAUCACGGAAUGUUCAACCUACACUGGAAGAGAAGAGGAGGAUUGAAGAAAAUAUACAGGCUUUAAUGCGAGAAUUCGAGCGGAAACGUCUUGAGGAGAAAAUCCUGAACGUUGCAAGUACCGUCAAUUUGAAGCAACAGGAAACAGCUACUGUUGAGAGCAAGCCUGGCUCUCCGGUUGCUCUAGGACUAACAUCUGUAGGGGACUUGCAAAAUGCACAGGGUUCUUCUUGUUGUGAUGGUGAAGAACAAUUGUUGGCAAAGCCGGAGCACUCACCAACAAAGCACUCGCCCCCUGAUGAUAGCGUUGAUGCUUUGUCAAUUACAUCUGCAUCUGAAACGAGACAGAGUGGGAGAGAUGACGGGUCUUGCGAACUCCCUUCUUCGUCUGUUGAAGUUCCGCCGGUGCCAACGUAUGAAGAGAUAGAACAGUGUAUCUACAGAGUGGAGAGCAAGAAGAAAGCUGUUUCGCUAAUGUGUUUUUGUCGCAGCAAUGACAUGGAUUGCUCUGACAGCAGAUGUGAUAAUCGGGCAAUGCUCACAGAGUGUCCAAAAAAUUGCUUAGGAAAAGAUAAAGAUUGCAAAAACAGACGGUUUGCAAAGCGUGAAUAUGCAGCUGUACAAGCCUUCUAUACUGGACCCAGUAAAGGUUUUGGUGUGCAAGCAGUCGCGCCUAUCAAAAAGGGUCAAUUCAUCAUUGAGUACGUUGGUGAAGUUGUUUCCUCAGAAGAAUUUGCGAAACGUUUGAAGAGAUAUGGACGUGAUCCUUCUCACACUCAUCACUAUAUGUUUGAAAUUGGAUCGAUGAUCAUCGAUGCCACGAAAAAGGGGAAUUGUUCUCGGUUCAUGAAUCACUCAUGCGAGCCUAAUGCUGUCUGUGAAAAAUGGUAUGUACCAAGAACUCCAUGCGCAAUUGACCGGAUUGGAUUCUUUGCAAAGAGGGAUAUUGAGUUGGGCGAAGAAAUUACAUUCGACUACCAGUUUGAAAACUACGGGCGCGAAGCACAGCGUUGUUUCUGUGGAACACCUUCCUGCACAGGGUGGAUAGGAAAACCGCCAGAGAUGGUAGAUGAUGGUGCAGCGGAUGACGAGUCUGAAUCUGAAAGCGAUGACAGUGACAGGAGUGCAGACGAAGAAGUGAAGGCCUCUGGACGAAUAGCACCUGCUCGGAAGAAACAUAGAUUUCGCGGUCGAGAUAACUUAACCUUGGCUGAAAUAGAGGAGAGGCUCGAAAAAGCACUGGCGACUGGAUGUCGCAAUAGAACUCAUGUUCUGGGAUGGAUUAAACUCAUGACGGAAAUUACCAUUUUAAAAAAUGAAUCUGGUGUACUUCGGCCAAUGCAUCGAAUUGCGGACUCCAUAUGCUCCAUUGAGCCUUCCUUGCAACACAUAUUCGUAGCUAAUGGCUUACCCAAUAUUUUCAAAAUGUGGUUACGAACAUGCUUUCCCGAUGUUUUGUUCGGUGAAGCCCUCGAUUUGAAGCUUGUCAUCAUCCGAUCACUAACAAUGAUGCAGUCUUGUGCUGAUGCAAUUAAUGCACGGGCUCCUGAAAUAUUACCGAUGGUAGCUGAUUUGGCAUCGUUGACGAUCACAGACAGUAUUUACGUCAGAGAUACCGUGAACUUCAUAGUAGAUAAGGUCUCCGAGACAGAAGGAUCGAACGCACAGAAAGUGAGUUCUCGUAUUCCUCUAGAAGUGCGGAUAGACCGCCUAACUAGGGCUGCGAUACGUCUCCAAGCCGUUCUUCAACAGCAUGUCACAUUCCGAAUUCCUAAAAAGAAGACGAGCAGAGCAUCCGGUGGCCAAGAAGUUGACCAGCUUUCAAGUGAGGAUCACGAUGGAUUAUCCAGGAGUGGCCAUGAUCGCUUUUUGAAUUUUCGUGAUCGGCGGAAUGGAGCUGUCUUUUCGUCCAUGGAUCGCUUCUGCACAGUUGUAGGUCAGAGAAGGCCAACUCCUCGCUUCCGGAUAUCUCGUUGGAGUAACGACCGACCUCUGAAAAGAACUAGGAGUUCUUCUAGAGAGCGAAGUAAAAACGCGUUUGAACAUCGACGCUUUAUGAAGCGUAACCGUUUAAUUGAUGACGAACCUAUAAUUGUGACUAAAGUUAUACCUAAUUGGCCUCGACCUACUAUUACUACCAGUAUUCCCCCUCCACCACCACAGAUACUAUCACCACCACAAGUCAUUCUUGCUCCUCCACCACCAGCGUUACCUCCAGUAUUCCCUCCCGCUCCACCCUUCAACGAUUACGUUCCUUAUCCUGGCUUUCCAACUGUUGACUUACCGGGAUUCCAUGCUCCAAGUGAAUGUCCCCAAGCAGCAGUCGACGAUUUUGACCCAGAAGAGUGUCGGAAAUACUAUGAGGCUUACGACAUACUUUCUUUACAACAACGUUCGCAGAGUCUCCUCAAAGAGAUGGCAAUAGUGCAAUCGAUUCUGGAACAAAAGAUUGACAAGAAGCAGCCGUCGACGACAAAAGUAAUAACACCGAAAUCACCUCCAGUACCCAAAACUCCUCCACCACCACCGCCGCUUAAGGAGUACUUGUGGAGGAAAGCAGUGGAUGAAGAUGGAGCCAAAUAUUAUUACCACAAAAUAACUCGGGAAUCUGUUUGGGAACUUCCGGAAGGGGAGGAAAGUGAUCCUGGUGAACGCACCCCCACGCGCAUGCCAGAUACCUCAGGAUGCGGCAACGAUCUUGAGUCAGACAGCACUGAUGCGAACAAACAACAGAAUGAUUUGUUGUUGCGUUGGUCUUCGAUGUGCUCUCCUCAAGUGUCCACUUCUACCAGUACCCAGUCUGUAGCGCCUGCAGCUUCAUCAUCGGCUACCUGCAGUAGUCUCGAUGGCACUCAGAAAACAUGUGAGAAAAAACGCGAUCGUGAACGGCAUGUCUGGGAGCGAUUUGCAAGCGAUGUUGAUCGCAAACGUGCCAAGAAACUAAUGGGUGAAAUCGAGAAAGUGGUUGGUCCUAUCAUAAUUCGUUAUAUAGGACAUCGUGAGGAUGCUACGAAGAAAAAGAAGGAAUGGAUCAUUAAACAGGUGAGCAAGGAGAUGCUAAAACGUGAGUCGGAGCGGCCUGAUUUCAACUUCAGCCUGACAGAGAAAGGCUCUAAGCGGGUAACUGACUACGCCGGUGCGUUCAUUCGGCGGAAGUGUGCUAAAGAACCAAAGGAACUUUGGAAAGGUUAUGAAGGUUCUCCUUAG
Messenger RNA from Necator americanus (New World hookworm), 3831 nucleotides. RefSeq lists its product as uncharacterized. NCBI's taxonomy places the organism in Eukaryota, Metazoa, Nematoda, Chromadorea, Rhabditida, Ancylostomatidae. The record is from RefSeq and is a predicted model, not a curated record. The transcript has 33 exons. Gene Ontology annotation, molecular function: histone methyltransferase activity; protein binding. Gene Ontology annotation, cellular component: nucleus. The coding region runs from base 1 to 3831 and encodes 1276 amino acids.